Messenger RNA from Cricetulus griseus (Chinese hamster), 1803 nucleotides. NCBI's taxonomy places the organism in Eukaryota, Metazoa, Chordata, Mammalia, Rodentia, Cricetidae. The record is from RefSeq and is a predicted model, not a curated record.
AUGGAAGAUUUUGAUGACUUAACUCAGUCAUCUGAAAUAUCCUCAUUUGGCAAGUUUCCUUGCCCUAAUUAUGAAGCUGUAUUAAAGCUAAUUGAACAUCUUAGCCUGGAAUGCAAAGAUUCUGAUAGUCUAUUGAAAAUCCAAGAUACAAUUCAUUCAUAUAAAAGGCUAAUACAAUUUAAAAGUAGUCACUGCAAAGCACUUGAAGGAAAACUCGGAAUUAUGGAAAAUGAAGUGACUGGACUACAUAAAAAGCUCUCAGAAGCAGAACAUGAAAAAAUAAAGCAAGAACAAGAGCUCUACAAUCUAAGAUUUGCUUUAAAACAAGAAGAGGAGAAGAGAAAAAAUGCUGACUGGGUUUACGAAAAAAUUAAGGAGCAGCUAAGAGAAAAAGAAGCGCAAUACAAUAAAGAAGUUAAAGUGAAACAAAAACUUGAAAUCCGUGUUAGGGAACUGGAUUUGGAAUUGAAGACUGUGAUAAAUAAUCUCAAUAAAGCUACAGAGGAACGAAAUGGCAUUGAGAGGCAGCUUUUGCAAGAACAGAAUGUCAGAAUCUUACAGGAUGAGAUUCUGGCAAAUCAGCUUCACAAACAAAAGGAACUAAAAAUGGCACAAGAGAAAAUUAGCUCUCAGUUUCAAGAAGCACUGGACCAACACCAACAAGAGCCUGCAGAAUGCAUUAAGAAGAUGCAAGACUACAUACAGAAACUUGGACUUGAAAAUUGUAAGUUAAAAGCUACAGCAAGAAAGCAAGCAGAGAAAAUUGAACAGUUAAAGAAAAACCUAGUAAGUGAAAUUUUGAAUGAUGACCUUACUGCAAAACUGGAAACUGCAUCUUCCAAGUGUCUACAUCUACAUAAAGAAAACCAGCUGCUUCAACAGGAGUUACUAUCUAUGAAAACCAUACAAAAGAAAUGUGAAAAAUUAAAGAAGCAUAAAAGGAAGUUAGAGCAAGAAAUAGUUAACCUCAAAGUUUAUAUGGAAAAGAAUAUGAUAGAAUGUGGCCAAAUGGAACAGUAUAAAUGGGAAAUUGAAGAGAAAACAAAGCAGGCCUUAGCGGAAAAAUUAAAACAAGUCAACCUAUUUUUGCAGACACAAGCAGCGUACGAAGACAAGCUAGAGAAGUUAAGGCAUGAACAGAACGCUUCAGUACGAACUGAGAUGGAGCUCAGAAUAAGGGACCUGGAAUCUGAAUUCUGUAAAAUGAAAAGUCAAGUAGAUUGUAAUCAAAUAGAAAUGGAAAACUAUAAGCAGCUCUACCUAGAAGAGGUCAAAAUUAGAAAAUCAUUAUCAAAUAAACUAAGCAUAACAGAUGAAAGGCUGGCAAAGGUGAAGACCAAACUUCUCCAGGAGAGAAAACAGAACAGAACUUCACAAUACAGCACCAUUGACACAAGAUCUGUCCUGGAGUCCACUUGUCAGAGAGACCUUAGUAAUAGAUUUUUCAUUCCAAGAAGUUUCUCUGGAGAAAACGUAAUGGUUCCUACCUCAAACCUCUGGCACUCAAUUGAGACCACAGAAAACUGCAAAACCAAGCGCAGGGCUGAUGGAACUCCGCCCCUCACAAUCCACCGCCAGCAGCCCGGCACUGAGUCCAGUCAGCCAAUCGGUGACUUUGACAUACCCGGCUCUGUGAUUGGCUAUUGCGGAGACGCCCUCCAGUUCUUUGGUGCCACGGUGGCCGACAGAGGACAGGAGGCUUGCAAGGCGAGGGACGCUUUCACUAGUACGCGGGGCAGCUUUUGGUGUCCGACCCGGCUGUGCGAAGAUGGCUGCGGCGGCGCUGCUGGCUGUGGUAGAUAG